GUGCUUUUGUAAUUUAGUAAUAAUUAUUUAGAAAAAAAAAUUCUAGUGAUACUGAAAUUAUUAAUUUAUAGAUAGUUGUUUUUUUAACGCUGUUUGCAAGUCAACCUACGAGGAUAAAUUAACAGGUCGAGAUGUCAUCAUUUCUACAAGAAUUACACAGCAACUAUAAAGAAAUAAAUAUUGGCACAGAUCCUGAUGUCGACAAAUGGCUUUUUAUGCAAUCACCAGUUCCAGUAGUAACUAUUUUAAGUUUAUACUUAUAUUUUGUCCUAAAACUUGGGCCACAAUGGAUGUCGACGAGAAAACCAUUCCAGAUGAAACCACUUUUAAUUGCCUACAAUGGAUAUCAAGUUUUAUUUUCGAUAUGGCUUUGCUCUCAUAUUUUCGAAGUUGAUUUUCGGCAUCUGCUGAAACAUGGUUGCCAUCCUGCCUCCAGGAAAGGACCCUUCUUCGAUGCGUUAGCAAAAAGCGCGUGGUGGUACUUUUUCUCAAAACUUGUCGAAUUGCUGGAUACUGUAUUUUUUGUUUUGAGAAAAAAGCAAAAUCAAGUCACAUUUCUUCAUGUUUAUCAUCACACAAUUACAGCACUUUUCUCAUGGGGGUAUCUCAAAUACGUUCCAGGUGAGCAAGGAAUCGUGAUCGGUUUCUUGAACUCCUUCGUCCAUAUAGUGAUGUAUUUCUACUACAUGGUGGCAGCAAUGGGUCCUGAAUACCAAAAGUACCUCUGGUGGAAAAAAUACAUGACAUGGAUCCAAUUGACCCAAUUCUGCAUGAUGUUGGCAUACUUGGUCUUCAUCGUCGCCAUGGACUGCAACCUGCCUCGUUCCCUGACCUUCUUCUUUGUGGGUAACGUGAUCAUUUUCUUGUAUCUGUUCAGCGACUUCUACAGAAAGACCUACAAGAAAAAUGAGGAUGCCUCGGCAAAGAAAUUAGCCCACUCGAACGGCACCAAAGCAGUCAAGUGCGAAUGAUUUAAGGACCAAAAUCGAGAUAAUUGAUUUGUUAUUGCCAAAUAUUAAUAGAAUCGAUCACAAAUAAGUUAUCACAGAGGAUAUUUAUGUAAAUUAGACAUUUUUAUACUGAACGUUAUUUAAAUUACCAUUUAAACGGGAAGAGUUUGAUGUAAAUUCGGGGCCAAUUCUCCCAUAAAAUAGACCGUAACAUAGAGUUGUUAUGACAACGCCUAAUCACACAGCAAAUACGUAGCAAUUUGACAGGUUUUACUACCAAUUUAUAUGGAGAAAAGACUGUUAUGGUCUAUUUUAUCUGUGAAUUGGCCCCUAUAUGUGCCUGCCUUAUAGGCACGCCUUCACCAAAUGUUUUCUGCGCAUUAAAAAUACGAAUCGAAUGUUUUGAAUCAUCCUAGUCGAUUCAGUGCAGCCAUUCAUAUAUAAUAUAUUUUUAAGGUGUGCCAUACAAACCAGAGAUUCUUAAAAUGCAAAGAUUUAAAACAAAUUUUGGAUAAAAAAUUUAAUUUUCAGAAUAUACUUUUGUUGAAACAACGAGAAUACAUUGGACUCUUCCCUACUGUUAAUCUUCAAAUUUUAUACACAAACUUUAACU
This is a messenger RNA of Ctenocephalides felis (cat flea), 1563 nucleotides long. Its product is annotated as elongation of very long chain fatty acids protein AAEL008004-like. The coding region runs from base 132 to 971 and encodes 279 amino acids. Gene Ontology annotation, molecular function: fatty acid elongase activity. Lineage: Eukaryota; Metazoa; Arthropoda; Insecta; Siphonaptera; Pulicidae. Gene Ontology annotation, cellular component: endoplasmic reticulum membrane. Gene Ontology annotation, biological process: fatty acid elongation, saturated fatty acid; sphingolipid biosynthetic process; fatty acid elongation, monounsaturated fatty acid. The record is from RefSeq and is a predicted model, not a curated record. The transcript is spliced from 7 exons.